AUGGGUAAUCAAGUGUCAACGAGAAAGAAAAAGACAUCAUCCGAGAAAAGGAACAAGACAUCAAGUGUUACCUCAGCAGCGAGGACCUUCACCGACAGUUUCAACAACGGAUCAACAGUAUCUUCAAAUCAGCCCAAAUUUACGGCCGAAGUGUUUCCCAGCACAACACUGGAGGCCAACAGACAGCAAGGAGAGCACUAUCUUUUGAAACAUGUAUUUCAAACGAGCUACUUUGCGCCGAUAGACGACAUUUUAUCCAAGCCAGAUACGGCCUGUCUUGAUAUCGGAUGUGGAGCACAUGCUUCUUGGCUGGUUGACAUUGCGAACGAUUUUCCGAGUUGUACAUUUCAUGGCUUUGAUAUCAUUCAACCAUUUUCACUGGAUGAAGACAACGCUGACAUAACUUUCCAUAUACCCAGUAACUGCCAAGUCAAAAAGCAAGAUCUUUUUGACGGCUUUGGAUAUCCUGACAGCUCAUUUGAUUACACUCACCAAAGAACGAUGCAUUUGAUUUACCACAGUGACAAAGUGCCUUGGAUGUUUACAGAGCUGAUGCGUGUGACAAAGGAGAAUGGCUGGAUAGAGUUGGUGGAGCCUGAAGUGAUGCCUAAACGAGCAGGCCCUAUCUUUGGAAAAAUGAUGGUUGGAAUUCGUUCCUUUUUAAAAGACAAGUUGGGCAAUUCAUAUCUUCAAGCCAAUUCACUAUGCAAAAGGAUGGAGGACAGCGGAAUAGUAGAUAUAAAAUCAGACUAUGGAUCUGUCCCUGUGUGUUGGGGCGGUUAUAUUGGCAAACUCGUUUAUGAGGACAUGCUGCUGAUGUUUCAACAUUUGGGUCCAACUUUGUAUGAAUAUCUGGAUUUUGAAGGCGAAUUCAACAAGGAAGUUUACGAUGCUUUGAUAGACAGUGCGUUUGAUGAAUGCGUCGAGUUCCAAACCUUUUUCAACGUACGAUGGGCUUAUGGUAGAAAGCCCUCUACUACGACUAAUACUACCACUAACACUAUGGCAGCACCUACAAAUGUACAAUAA
Messenger RNA from Mucor velutinosus, 1029 nucleotides. RefSeq lists its product as uncharacterized. The record is from RefSeq and is a predicted model, not a curated record. The coding region runs from base 1 to 1029 and encodes 342 amino acids. The transcript is spliced from 3 exons. Lineage: Eukaryota; Fungi; Mucoromycota; Mucoromycetes; Mucorales; Mucoraceae.